This is a messenger RNA of Camellia sinensis, 1536 nucleotides long. The record is from RefSeq and is a predicted model, not a curated record. NCBI's taxonomy places the organism in Eukaryota, Viridiplantae, Streptophyta, Magnoliopsida, Ericales, Theaceae.
AUCUUUCUACCUGUCUUCUUAUUUAGUGAUAUGCCAAUAUAUGCAAACUAACUGAUUGUUCAAACUAUGUGGUGCAGUUGGUUUUUUCACUUUUACUUCCAUGUUUGAUAUUCUCUCAACUCGGACAAGCCAUCACUUUAGAGAAAAUGAUUGAGUGGUGGUUCAUUCCUUUUAACGUUGUUCUAGCUACCAUAUCAGGGUCGUUAAUAGGUCUACUUGUGGCGUCCAUCGUCCAUCCACCAUACCCAUUCUUCAAGUUUACUAUCAUACAAAUUGGAAUCGGGAAUAUUGGAAAUGUGCCACUUGUCCUGAUUGCAGCUUUAUGUCGAGACAAGUCAAAUCCUUUCGGUGAUUCUGAGAAAUGUGCUCAAGAUGGGAAUGCAUAUAUCUCAUUCGGCCAGUGGGUUGGUGCAAUUGUUCUAUACACCUAUGUUUAUCAGAUGCUUGAACCCCCUCCUGAAGGUACCUUCGACAUUGAGGACAGAAAUCUUCCCAUCAAGUACACUGCUAAGGAUAGCACUCCAGUGGAAACUCCUUUGCUUACGGAAGAGGUGGUUCCAACAAAUUCAGAUGCUCCAAAGAAAGGAAAGAUUAAAGCUUUCUUAGAGUUUUUGUAUGAGAAGUUGAAGCUUGAGCAAAUACUUCAACCCCCUAUUAUUGCUUCUAUUUUAUCGAUGGUAAUUGGAUGCAUACCAUUUUUAAAGAAUUUGAUAUUUACGCCCGAUGCUCCUCUUUACUUCUUCACCGACAGCUGCACAAUUCUUGGGGGUGCCAUGAUUCCAUGCAUUUUGUUGGCAUUAGGUGGCAACCUUGUAGAUGGACCGGGGAGUUCAAAACUUGGUCUACGGACAACUGCUGCUAUUAUUUUUGGACGGUUGGUUUUGGUUCCUCCCACUGGACUCGGCAUUGUCAUGUUGGCUGACAAGCUUGGUUUGCUUCCUCCUGAUGAUAAGAUGUUCAGAUUUAUUCUUCUUCUCCAGCAUACAAUGCCCACAUCUGUGCUUUCUGGUGCUGUUGCAAAUUUAAGGGGGUGCGGAAGAGAGGCAGCAGCUGUGUUGUUUUGGGUUCAUAUAUUUGCAGUUUUUUCGAUGGCUGGGUGGAUCGUUCUCUAUCUCCACUUACUCUUUUAAAUUCCAUGAUAUUGCUGUUCGGCUGAAGGCAAGGGGAAGGCAGUCAUUUUCCUGUUCUGAGAGUUCAGAGUUCACAUUUUUGGAUUAGCUCAUUCUGUCUCGUCCAACAUCACCAAGCAGUGGCAUACCACUUGCUUACUUCUCUUCAUUUUUUUAAGCCAUUCUCAAUAGCUAAAUUGAAAUGAUGACAAUGUAUACUGUCAAGGUACUAGUGACAAGUUCUGAUCAUACGAAGCGUGUGAGGUCACGCUCUGUGAAUUCUGUUUAUUCUAUCUUGCGUUCUUUUCGGCUUUGUACAGCAAUUUCAUCCACAUUUAUUCCAACUAUUGCAUGAUUAUUAUUUGAUUAAUACCACCUUGUAUAAGAUUGGUAUGGUUCUUCUAAUUGUUAACAUUUUUACUUUCUA